AGCGAACUUGAGUUUGGUGAAAAAGACGGUGCUAUUACUCCUGCUAUGGAUAUAUUUUCCUUAGGGUGUGUGAUCGCUGAACUUUUUUUAGAGGGCACGCCAAUCUUUUCACUAGCUCAGUUAUUUAAGUAUAGAGCUGGAGAAUAUGAUCCAGGGGUUUAUCUGGAAAAAAUUGAAGAUGCUGAGAUAAGAGUUUUGGUGAAACAUAUGAUUCAUGUAGACCCUUCUCAACGAUAUACUGCAGAACAAUACUUACAAGAAUGGCGUGGCACAGCAUUUCCCCAAUACUUUUACACCUUCCUCCACCAAUAUAUUGGUUCGGUGACCGACCCCCAUAAUCAAGCUUAUCCAAGAACGCUGUCUACUAAUGACACUAACAAAGCAGCAGAACCUCAAGACUAUAAUGCUACAACGAGACCAAUUAUAAACACAGAUGCGGAUGAUAAAAUAGAAAGAAUUUAUUAUGAGUUUGAUAAAAUAGCAUUUUUCCUUGGAUUUUACGGCGAGAAUAUUCAAGAAACUGAAAUGGUUGUUAAUAAUAGCCAUGCUAAUAAAGUUGGUGAAAGUUCUCGCCCUGUAGAAGUAUUAUCUCCAAAUGCGACACCCGCGUUAGCGGUUAAUCUUCAUAUACCAAAUUAUGACUAUUUUUCCUUUAAAAAUAAAAGACCAAAUAAAAAUGCCGAUGAUGGGGCACUAAUAUUUCUCUCAUUGAUAUGCGCAACUAUCCGAAAUACUGCAUAUCCUUCAUCAAAACUUCAUGCAUUGGACAUGUUGCUUGCAAUUGGUCAGCAUCUGGAAGAUGAAUUUAAAUUGGAUCGUUUAGUCCCUUAUUUAAUUGCACUUUUGGGAGAUGAAGUCGGUCUUGUUAGAGCUAAUACGGUUAAGACGUUGGCGCAUUUGCUCUCCAUGGUUGAGACUAUUACUCCUUCAAACGCUACUAUAUUCCCUGAAUAUAUAAUGCCUAAUCUUCGUAAAUUUGCUACUGAUCCUGAGAUCCUAGUAAGGAUGACAUAUGCUCAAUGCAUUGCAACUUUUGCUGAGACAGCCCUACGAUUUCUUGAAUUGACACAAGCAACAGAAGAUUAUCUAAAUGUAACUGAUAAUGAUACUGAGAUUGAAGGAUCAUAUGAGGCGACCUAUGAUGCUACUUUGCAUGAUCUUCAAUCAAUCAUACAAGAACAAGUGACCACUCUUUUAAUUGACACUGAAAGUGCGGUUAAACGUGCUUUACUGUCAAGUAUCACUAGCCUUUGUAUUUUUUUUGGUCGACAAAAAGCUAACGAUGUAUUAUUAAGUCACAUGAUAACAUACUUGAACGAUCGUGAUUGGAUGUUGAGAAGUGCAUUUUUUGAAAGCAUAAUUGGAGUUGGUACUUUUGUUGGAGGUCGAAGUUUAGAAGAAUAUAUUCUACCUUUGAUGAUUCAAUCUCUUUCUGAUGCGGAAGAAUUUGUUGUAGAAAAAGUUCUUAAUUCUCUCACAAGCUUAGCUGAAUUAGGAUUAUUCCAAAAAAUGAAGCUAUGGGAAUUAAUUGCAAUUGUAUCGCCAUUAAUGUGCCAUCCUGGUAUAUACAUUCGUUAUGCCUCUAGACUUUUACCAACGACAGAUGUAUGGUGUAUUGUAUAUCCUAUAAUUCGGCCAUUUUUGCGGGCUGACAUUGCCGAAGUCACGGAACUUCAUCUAUUAGAGAAUGUUAAAGAACCAAUCUCACGGCCUGUAUUCGAUGCUGCUGUUACUUGGGCUGGCAAAUCCAAUAAAUCUUUAUUUUGGAAACAAGCUAAAGAACGAAAAACAAAUAAAUCAACAACAUUAUCGGGUAGUUCUAGCGUUAUUAAUUUAUUGUCACGACGAACCUCGACACUUGCAGUUAACGCUGGGAAAAUUGUCAAGUCAGAAGAGGAUGAACAGUAUUUGGAAAAAAUGAGAAACAUUGGUAUGGCAUAUGAAGACGAAGAAAAAAUAGUUGCUAUGAGAGAUUAUAUUUAUAAAUUAUCUAUUUCUAAAAUCAAUACUCGUCCAAGGUUGGAUGAAAGUCUUAAGAUGGAGGAUGGAUCCAUUAUAUUGAAAAACUUGGGAAUAACCCCUCAUAAUGUUUUUGUCAUGCCAACUAAUUCUGAUGGACAUAUCUUAAAACAAGCAAACGUUGUUGGUACACCAAGCCCUUACCGGAUAUCAAGUGCAAAGAGUAGCAAAGCGUCAUUGGCAGAACCAUCAGUUUCACGAGUUCCCAGUGAGAGUAAUCUUCAGCUUCUCAAAGCUGAAGAGCAAGCUCGCUUGAUUUCCACCAGCCUUCGGGAAGCGAGAAUUAAUGCAGGAGGAAAGUUUCCAGUUAAAACUAUGUCAACUUCGCUUCAACCUGAACUUGUUUCUGGUAUUUCAUCUUCCACAAUGAAUCGUAAGAAUGUGCCAAGCCCUAUUACAAUAAUCAAUAAUCACAAGAAUACUCAAGAUUCCUCAACUGCAAGUUUUUCGACACCAUUACGUGAAAGGCACAUUUCGUUGGUCAAAAAACCUGUUGAAAGCCCGAAGGCGGCACCUGCAACCAGUACAAAUAUAACAACCGUUAUUGGGACAAUGGAAAUGCCCAUUCCUGCUGUUUCCAAGCCAGAUAUUAGCAUAACUAAUAUUAACGGACCACAGGUAGAAGAAAUUCCGGCGAGAAAAAAUCUGGGUGCAUUUGUUUCCAGCACAUAUGAGGGUAAUGAUCGAAAUGUCAAAAAUUUGUUGGAUAGUUUAUAUCUUGAAGCAUUUCCCGAACCUAUGCCAGAAUUUGGACCUAAAGUAACCAAAACAUUGGUUCCACGUCCUGCAAGGAGACCACCCCUUGCGAAAAAUAUUUCUAAUUGGAGACCAGAAGGUACAUUGAUAGCUCACAUGACAGAACAUAAAUUAGCCAUUAAUCAAAUAUGUGUCUCUCCUGAUCAUAACUUUUUUGCGUCAUGCUCUGAUGAUGGAACGGUCAAGAUAUGGGAUUGUUCUCGAUUCGUUAAGAACUUUAAUAACCGCUCAAGAGUCACAUAUGAUCAACUGGGUGGCAAGAUCAAGUGCAUGACGUUUAUUGAUAGCACGCAUUGUAUCGCAGCGGCAUCAGAUAAUGGAAGUAUUCAUAUAUUUCGGGUUGAUUAUUCUCUUGGCAUCAACGCGCCAAAGUAUGGAAAACCACAAAAUGUGAGAGAUACAUACUUGAAUGGAGAAUAUGCAGUUGCAAUGGAACAUUACGAUACUGGCAUAGAGUCCAUUUUACUUUAUGCGACAUCAAAGGGAAACAUAUGUGGAUUAGAUUUAAGGACAAUGCAAAUAGCGUGGGAAUUUAGAAAUCCAAAAAGCCAUGGUGUAAUCACUGCUAUGGUGUCUGAUAGAUUACAUAGAUGGCUUCUUGUUGGUACAUCUAGAGGAAUAUUUACUCUAUGGGAUUUACGGUUUCGAAUUCAAAUUCGAUCAUGGGUUCAUCCUACGAAAAGUCGAAUUAGUAGACUUAUUUUGCAUCCCCAAAUUGGAAGUCAAAAGUGGUGGGUAAUUGUUGCUGCUGGAAAAAAUGAAAUUUCGGUUUGGGAUGUAGAGAAGGUUGAAUGUAAAGAAGUUUUUGGCGUGAGAACUGGUGAUGAGAAGAUUGGUGGUAUAUCUUUAGAUAUGUUUAAGGCUGUUGAUCCUCCAGGUCCAAAUGAUAUAUUACGAAGUGCUUUUACGGCUCAUGAAAGCAGUUUUUCAGCAGAUAAUUCUAUUCGAGCAGUUCUUUAUCCGCGUGAAUGUAGUUAUAUGAUAACAACUGGAUCUGAUCGUAAAAUCAGAUUUUGGGACAAUAAUGAGAUAGAAAAUUCAUUUGUGAUUGUUGGGUCAGAUGCUGAUGAAAACAAGCCUACAUAUAG
Messenger RNA from Scutellospora calospora, 3863 nucleotides. NCBI's taxonomy places the organism in Eukaryota, Fungi, Glomeromycota, Glomeromycetes, Diversisporales, Gigasporaceae. The record is from the annotation of a GenBank genome assembly.